Molecule: messenger RNA, 642 nt
Organism: Didymodactylos carnosus
Lineage: Eukaryota; Metazoa; Rotifera; Eurotatoria; Philodinida; Philodinidae
Source: the annotation of a GenBank genome assembly
AUGGACUUUUGGGGUCCAACACGUGAUGCUACUAGUAAUGGUAAUCGAUACAUCAUCACUUGUACCGAUCAUUUAUCAAAAUUUGUUGUUGCAAAAGCUGUACCAACAGCAACAGCAUCUGAAACAGCUAAAUUUCUUGUUGAAGAUGUUAUAUUUAGAUAUGGCCAUAUUCCGAAGCAUAUUCUUACUGAUCAAGGUUUACAUUUUAACAACCAACUGAUGCAAGCGAUUACAAAUGAUAUUGGAAUUAACCAUAUUUUCUCAACAGCAUACCAUCCACAAACAAAUGGAAUCGUUGAGCGGUUUAACGCAACUAUUAAACCGCAAUUAUGUAAAUUACAAGAUUUAAAAUUGAAUAAUUGGGACGAAUACUUAUUACCCACUAUCUAUGCUUACAACAUCGGACAGCAUCGAAUAACAAAAUAUUCACCCUAUCAACUACUAUAUGGAAAAGAUCCUGUUUUACCAUUUGAUAAACCUCAGUCGAUGGUGCAAUUUGCAAGAUCAAACGAUUACUAUAAUCAAUUUCGUGGCUAUCGUUCCUUUCUCAUUCACCAAACUCAGGAACAUAUUCGUCAACAACAACAAUACAACGUUACGAUCAGCAUCGUCAGAACAUUCAAUAUCAAAUCGUCCAACUAG